AUGGAAGCUGCAUCUGAUAAUCCAGAUCAAAUACUGGAACAGAUCUGGCACCACAACCUCAGCUUAGGAGAGACUCUUCUCAAAAGUGACUGUCAAGACAAUGAGAAGAUAGUGGAGUAUCUUCCAAAACUGACUCCUCUCCUUCUAGAACUCAUGAAAGCCCUCAGCCAGCAACUAGGACACACUACUAAGAUUCUUCAAGAUACUUACGAGCUGCUAAAUAUGCUUUGUGACAAAGGUUGGCAUCAGAUAUCAAGGCAAGAGGGGAGCAACCUUGCAGAUUGGCUUCAGAAAUUAAAUAAACUCGUAUUACAUGUCAUCAAAUACCUUGGAGAGUCACAAAACAAGCUGCUUGAAAUGAGCUGCAGAAAAUCAGGCAAAGUUCAACAUGUCCCAUGUAUUCCUCAGAAGUCUGUCUGUGAUGCUGACAAAGAGAAAGUAAAUGACAUGCAGUUAUUGGCUUAUGUAAGACAGCCAUUUUAUGAACCUUCAUCCAUACGCGGAGGGGAAAACAGAACCCAGAUGACGGAAGAUGAAGCUGUGGAAACUGAAAGUGGAGUAUCCUUAAAUGAAAAAAUAUCAGGCAAAGAACAGAAAUUUCCGGUACUUCUGAAAAAUGAAGAUCGACAUAUUCCAGAAAAAUCAAUUACAUUGCCAAGUAAGGACAGUGGAAUAGGCUCUCAAUCAGUAUUAUCUUCUGCUAAGAAAAUAUCAGAAAACAUAGAUUUAGGAAACAGACCAGGAAACCAUGGAAAAAAUGUAACUGUGUCCAGGGAGCUGGAAAACAGCAGUGUAAGACCUCUGCAGACACUUCCUAAUCAAGAAAAACAGACAGAGAUAAAAGAGCCCCAAAAGCAGGUGGGAAAUGGGAAUUGCAGGCUGAUUGCAGAGCCAGGCAGGACUGCCAUAGAUGUCACUCAAAAGGAGAAAAGUAAUGAAAUUGCCCGAAGCAACCAAGAAAGUUGUACACAGUCAGAAGACUUGCAUAAAAACAAUUCCAUCAAUCUGUCUUCUGGUAAGCUGGAAGAGAACAAUGAAAGCGACUGGAUGAAUAAAGAAUUUCUUGUGAAAGUGAAUGGUCUGAGUGAACCUGAAGUGGCCUGUUGUAUUUCAGCCCCUUUCAGCAUCCUUGAAAAUCUAGGUAUUAAAGUUGUCAAUGAUCUCAGUUCAUUGGUGGUGGAUGAUUCAGAAGAAUUGGUCAGCAAUGUCAUCAGUGCUGAGUGCUGUUCGCAGAUUGGCCAACCAAUCGUUUCUCCAAUCACCGUUGCGAUUCCUUUUGCCUCGUGUUACAGAGGAAUGUACAAAGACAUCAUGGUGAAGGUGACUGACAUGAACUUCCAAUCACGCUAUUUAACUCCAGUCACUUUGGAAGGGCACCAGGGAAACCACAAGGGGACUUUGGCUGAAAUUAAAACGUGUCAGCUUGGUAUUUUUUCUGUGGUUUCAUGCUUAAAGACUGAGACAGUCACUAUUCCAAGGAAAGGACUUUCACGAAAACUAAGUAUGGAUUCCAGAAUUUCAUUUUGCUGCCCGCCAUCAACUUUCACUUCUCGAAUAGCAAUGUACCUAAAGGUGCAACCAAUUGAGCCAUCUGUAAUUUCCAUAUUAAAAACAAAAAAUGAUGUAUAUCAUUUAGUAACAUCUACAAGCCCUUUAGUGCAUCUUCAACAUCCUUCAUCCCAGCCAUUCAACAAAUCCAUCACAAUUGUUCUGCCUUGUCCUCCAAAUCAAGAAAAGAAGAGGGAAGGCAAUGAGAUAGACCAGGAGAGAGCGAUGAGUGCUUCUAUGCACAGGAUUACAGCUGUGCAUCGUUUUCGAGUGAUGAGUGCUUCUCCAAGAAAACUUGGGGAGAAUCUCAAUGAAUCCUUGAAAUUACUGGGGUACAGAAGCAAAGAAGAUGAAUGGUUUGUGUUGGAUGACAUCCCAGUGCAAAAUGCACGGAAUGGCCUUGUGUCAUUUGAAUUAAAUGAGCCCUUAGACAGCUUUAUUAUCAUUCGCCUGUCCUCUGCAAUGGACAACACACAUCUAGUUCAGUUUAUUCAAAAUCUGGAGGAAGCCAUCCACAACAUCAUAGUGAAAGUAGUACUGUAUCGGAAAAAAGAAGAUCCUUACAAGAUAGUUGUCUUACUGGUUCCAUCCAAGGAACUGAACUUGGAGCUGCAGGGUCUGCGUGAAGAGGGGUUCACCAGCCCUCCCGAUCCCUCUCAGCCAUUUCAGCUGAGAGAAGGAGAACAGGUUUAUUUUCGAUUUAGUGGAAAUAUUUAUGCUUCAGAUGACGGGAUGGCCUUUGGAAAAACCUACAAACUUACUUUUCAUGCACAGAGAAAGUCGAGGCUUGACCUCCAAAUCAAGGAAGUGGAUGAAUUUGGCAAUUACAGCUCACCCCAUUACAAAGGAACCACCUUAUUUUACAAAGUGAGCAAAGAAGCAAUUGCUAAGAACUUGGAACAACCUCUCUUACCUGAAGACUACCAGCAUCAGACCCUUCUCUGCAAAUUGGAUCUAACCUUGCCAAAGAAGGAAAAGCUUAUCACUCGCCCGCAAAGCACAAAAAGAAUAUCACCUGAUUCGUCAGAGGCGCUGUGGGACAACUUACUAUAUUGGCUAUCACAUGAGCUGUCAGAAGAUAACGCUUCUUGCCUCGCCCUCUCUCUGCCUCUCCACCGAAGCACUCUUCCGCUUAUUAAACUGAAGUGCCCUGAUGAUCUCACCGGGCAGAUCUAUGAGCUCCUCUGCUUCUGGAACAGGAAUCUUCCACGAUCAGCUAACAAGCUCCAGCUCCUCUCUCGCUACCUCUACAAGAGUGGCAGGAGUGAUCUCGUUGAAGAUCUACAGUUCAAGUGGGAGAACUAUGUGUCUGUGAGAAAAACUCAUUGA
This is a messenger RNA of Rhineura floridana, 2877 nucleotides long. It is a transcript of the gene DTHD1, whose product is annotated as death domain containing 1. The transcript has 10 exons. Gene Ontology annotation, biological process: signal transduction. NCBI's taxonomy places the organism in Eukaryota, Metazoa, Chordata, Lepidosauria, Squamata, Rhineuridae. The coding region runs from base 1 to 2877 and encodes 958 amino acids. Gene Ontology annotation, molecular function: protein binding. The record is from RefSeq and is a predicted model, not a curated record.